GUGUACAAUAUGCGUUACAUUUUAAUCUAAAACAGCAUGCAGCUCGGGUUUUUUGUUUUUUUUAAAUGCCCGAGAUUCACCAAAAACCAGUCAAAUCUUUGGCUAAUUACCGGCAUUUAACAAUCCUUUAAUAGCAGGUAUUUAAUAAACCUCGGUGAAAGUAAAUUAUCAACGCUGCACCCUUUAAGGGAUGGCCCCUUUAAUGAUCAUUCACGACGUUGUAUCAAUGUAUGGUUUGAAACACAGGACCGGCCGCGGCAAUUGGCUCCACACAUUUGUCAUCAGUAAAAACAGGUUUCAUUGGCCCCUUCUGCAAAUUUCCAGCCUUCCACCACAAAACAGAAAUGCUCGGAUUCUGAUGUUAACAUUUUUUUUAAAAAACGUUAAUGACAAACGCACGUCGAGGCUGAUCAGGCGGAGCAAGUGCUUGAGACUGUAAGUUGUAACAAUUGUAACAAUCCCCAUGCAAACGUGGACUGAGUUCCAGUGACUGUCCCAUUCCACUGACUGCAGUCAGUCCCGGAACGACACUCAGUCUAAGUGUUGCAAUGGCAAGAAGGGUCCCCACCCCAAACCUCGCCUGACCAUUUCCCGCCACAGAUGCUGCCCGGCCCGCUGAGUUCCUCCGGCACUUUGUGUUUUGCUCAAGACUCCAGCAUCUGCAGUUCCUCCGUCCCAAACCUGUCCCAAUGCUCAGUGGCUGAGUCAGAUGAAAGAUCCCAUCCCACAUUGUUCACUGUGUUCUGAUAACUAUCAUGUUCGCGGUGUGUUUCAGCCACGAUCUCAUUCCCGUGUUCACUGAGUUGCAGUAACAAUGUCCUCCAAAUGUUGAUUGUAACUUACAGUGAAACAAUCCCAGCCUAAAGUGACAAGGAAUCAAAGUAUUCACCUCUGUGUGGAGCCACAAGAGAUGGGCAAAGUUCUCCUCAAUGAGUAUUUCUCCUCUGUAUUUACCGAGGAGAAAGAAAGUAAGGCAGAGGAACUUAAGGCAGUCAAUGGAAGUGUCUUGAGAGCAGUCAGUGUUACCGUUGAUGAAGUAGUGAAGCCACUGUCGUAUUUGAAGGUGAUGUCGGCGGAUGUGUGCGCCGUCUCUCCGAGAGGUGACAGAGUUGCUUCUGCUGCCGACCAGGGGGGUUCCUCCAUCAUCCCGGGGCUCCUUCUCCACCUGCUGUCUUCCGCCAGCCCAAGGUCGGUGGGUGCCGGUGAAUUGCUCUCCGUUUUGGCAGUCCGCCGUUACCUGGGUGAACCGUCUGGUGAAGCCGGCCCUUGUGCUGCCCCCUGCUACCUGUACGAUGUGACAGUGACCGAUGGUAACUGCCAGCUCAGGUGCCACCUGUCGCCCCAGCUCAACCCGCUGGUGCAGCGGAACUGCGUGAGGGCCGGCUGCGGUAUCCGCAUCACCCGCUGCAGCCUGGUCUACGAAGAGAAGAGGCUGAACCGCUGUUUCCUGCAGAUCGAGGCGCUGGAGCUGGGCGGGAUGGAGCACCAUCCCCAGAUGGACGCCAGUGCCCCGGGCUGCGCACCUCUCCGCACCCUCGCCUCCACCCAGCGGGGAAGGGUCUUACUGGCCACGAUGCUCUCUGCAACUCCCGUGAAAGGCGGGAGGACCCAUUACUUACCCCUGUGGAAUAACACCGACCCCAGUGGCCCAGAAUGGAACUCCACGAAGCACUCGCCUGCCCCCGAGGGUCAACUGGAUGCAGCUUGCAGAUUCAUUUCUCUUCAACACCUGGCCAGGACGUGGAGGACAGGGGUGGACUUCCCGCACCUUCUGGUCCGGGUCAUGUACAAGUCCCGGUUACGUUACUACGGGAGGCCCAGCACCAAGGUGGACUUUCCCUAUCAGGCAUACCUGGAAGUGGCCGACCACUCUGGCAUGAUGCCGAUGGUGCUGUGGAACUCGUUGUGCCGAGAAUGGUACCAGUCUCUGCACGUUGGUGCGGUGUUGCUGCUCCAUCGAUACUCUGUCAAGCAGGGUUACCAGCAAAGAACCUGGGCCACUCACUGUGACUCGCAGGUGAAGAGUUUUCGCUUUGUAGAGAUCUGCCUCAAUCCACGGGAACCUCGUACCGAAAUCCAGAUUGUGCCGACUAAGCAAGUUAAAGCUGAGUGGAGGCUGCCCGACAUCAAGUAUAAUUUCAUCACAAGAGUGGAGUUGGACAAAAUGCCUGACCCUUACACGUGUGACGUCAUUGGAGUGGUGACCUUUGUGGGAAGAUGUCAAAGAAGAAGAAAAGAAGAGGGCAGCGAGGAUUUCUACCUGUACCGCUGGGUACAUGCUGUAGAUGGCAGCACCCAGCAACCUUUCAUCCUUGAGCUCUUCGCAACUUCACAGCCUGAAACAUUUCAACAAAUUCACCCGAUGACCUACCUGGUGUGCACACAGAUGAGAGUGGUUCGAGAGUUCGGCAUUUCCUACCUCACAACCUCCAAUGAAAGUCAAAUAUACAUCUCAGGCCUUCACAAAGGAAAGCCGUACACUCAGGACCCGAAGGUGCAGGCCUUCAUUCAGUGGGUGAAGGGGCAACACGAGAAGCAGUUGCUGAAGAAGUCUGUCAUGGGUGGCUACUACUCAUUCCCUCCAGCCCCGAGCUUAUUUCAAGAUUACUGUAAAAACCUGAGCGAUGAGGCAGUGUUGACCUCUGCAAGCGACCUGAAGAAGGUGAUUGCAAGCUUGCAUUACAGGGAACACCGGCGGAUCGCGUUGCAAGCCACCAUUGUUGCAGUUCGAUACAUUGGACUCACGGAGUUGGUGGAAGGACAGGGAACUGACCACGUACAGAAUGCGCGAGACAUUUCAGGUCCGACGCUGAAGGAAGACAAUGUUUCCUCACAGUUGUCAUCAGAACCAGUCCGAUCCGGGGAACGUCCAGAGAAAGACCUGAACCAGCCGGCAGAGAGGCUUCGGACCGCGCCGACCAAAGCCCAGCGGAGGUGUCAGUCACCAGUGCUCAAUCACUACGCAUUAAGACGCAGAUAUCCUUUGAGGAAUUCACAAAAGACUGACAACAGCAAAGGGAAAACAUCAAGGAUGUCAAGGAAGAAGUUUCCGGAUGCACCAGGCGUAAUGAGGAGGAGAAAGCCAGCGAGCAGAUCGAGGGCCAGGUUACUGAAGAGGAAGGCGUCCGAUCGUGUUCCUGAUGACACCGUGAAUGGCAAAGGAUUCUCACAGGCUGCAGAGGAACCUGUGGCGGCUAACAAAGUUUCAGAUGAAGAUGCGAGAACUGAAGAGAUGGAGAUGAACAGCACCCCUCGAUGUACGUGGGAAAGCACUCUGUGGCCAGAGAUUAAGGAACAUCUGUCAGUGCACUUACAGUUUGGUCAGCUCCUCUCCGAGAGUGUUCCUCGGACAUUUGACUACAAACAUAGAGACUUUCUGAUGCAGCGGUGUAACCUUCAGCCUGCAGAGUACAAGGCAGACGCAGUCACCUCUAGCAUGGACCUUGAGAGAUUUGGACCAGCCUGUGACCAUGGUUACUACAGUGUGACAAUCGUUGGUAUCAAUCACCAGGUCGCCAUUGACGUUGUAUUUCGACCGUCCAUGAAGAGUCAUGAAGGACUCUGCACAUUGGGUCAUCCGAUGGAAAGCCAUGACAACAGGCUGGCCUCCAUUUUGGCCAGUGGAUACAUCUGUGAUGAACAACCCACCAAUGGCAAUCAGCAAGGACCAGCGACUGCCUCUCCAGAUCACAUUGUAAGAACCGCAGCCGAUCUGGACAACCUGCACGUCAUCUGUAUCAUGGACCUUUGCCAUCACGGUGGGGACAACUCUGAAGCAAUUUUAAACAAAAUAUACAUGGUGACUGAAUGAAGCCAUCUGUGACCAUUAUAACACCAUCAACUCUUCAAUAUCCAUUCCUUGUUCAUAGAUUCUAGACUUUGCUCCGGGUCUUACCGCUCGAGUUACCACCUCGAUAUAACUAUCAGCAAUGCGCACUAUGUAGAAAGUAUUUGCAGUAAUAUUUUAUUUUAUGUGAUUUUUUUUACCAAUGGCUGUGUAUGUAUUCAGCCUUUAAUCUCUCAAAUAAAUCUCUGUAUUAAAUAGAGCCGUCAAGCAUGAAGAAA
Molecule: messenger RNA, 4065 nt
Organism: Leucoraja erinaceus (little skate)
Lineage: Eukaryota; Metazoa; Chordata; Chondrichthyes; Rajiformes; Rajidae
Gene: radx
Product: RPA1 related single stranded DNA binding protein
Exons: 17
Coding region: 911-3811 (966 amino acids)
Biological process (GO): regulation of DNA repair
Cellular component (GO): replication fork
Molecular function (GO): single-stranded DNA binding
Source: RefSeq, a predicted model, not a curated record